AUGGAAAAUCGGAUCAGAGUGCGGAUCCUCCGCGGGCUCUCAUCACGGGUGGUCUUGGAAGUGGACAUGGAUCCGCAGUCCACGGUUUUCGAAGUCAUGAUGGCCAUCAAGCGCAAGACAGGCAUGCACUGGAGGCGCCAGCGGCUUCUCUAUGCUUGCAAGGCCUUAGGUGAGGCCCAGAGCCUUGCAGAGAUCACUGAGGGUCCAGAGCUCGAGGUCUCCUUGGUGCAUAUGGACCACUCGAUGUUGGAGCCUAUCUCAGACCGAGAGACACUGCAUGUUAUCCUGAAGCAUGAUGGGGAAGGUCUCAAUUAUGCCACGAAGGAGCUCAAGAAUGACAGGGACAUGGUGCUGGCCGCUGUCAGACAAAAUGGCCGAGCUUUGCGACAUGCCUGGGGGGAUGUUCCGAAUGAUGAGGAGAUCGUAAACUUGGCAAUGGCAAACGACCUCAUGUCCUUCGGUUUUGCAGGGCCUGUUAUGCGCAAAAAUCGAGAUCUGGCGAAGAAGGUUUGCGAGACUGAUGUGAACAUGGUUCGCUAUGUCCAUGGAGAGCUUCUUAAAGAUGCGACUUUCAUGCUGCCGAUUGUUGAAAUGGACGGCCUCAAGCUACAGUUUGUCAAAAAGGCAACCCCUGAGUUGAUCAUGACAGCGGUCAAGCAGAACGGGCUGGCUCUGGAGUUCGUCUCCAGCGUCCUGCGUAGCCAGCCGGUAGUGAUGGCAGCCGUGGCCCAGAACGGUCAUGCCCUCCGCUUCGCGGGGAAGUUUCGUAACCAGGAGGAGGUGGUCCUCAGCGCUGUGGAGCAAGACCCCCAUGCCCUGAAGCAUGUCACAGCAAAGGACCUGGCGCGCUCAGCCGUCAAAACUCAUCCUCAUGCCCUGAAGUUUGCCAGGUCAGAGUUUCUCAACGAUGCUGACGUGGUCUCUGCUGCGUUUGAGGCCGACAAGACUAGCUUGAGGUAUUCCUGCAAAGCAGCAAUGCUUGAGAUGAUCAAGCGCUAUCCAGGUGAGAGCCUCUUAAAAUAUGCCAAAGGCAGCCUCCAAGAGGAUGUUGACGUCCUA
Molecule: messenger RNA, 1059 nt
Organism: Symbiodinium pilosum
Lineage: Eukaryota; Dinophyceae; Suessiales; Symbiodiniaceae
Source: the annotation of a GenBank genome assembly